UCGGGUUGAUAAAGUUUGGGUCGGAUCUUCACUUUUAUUGGUCGAACAGUGACGUGUCCCCUAACGCUGUCCUAUCUGGCCAGAAAGAGACACGGCUGGUGAACAGAAUCAACACGUGGCGAUGUAUUAUUGCUGGAAAGAUCCUCGCGUGUCCCACGUGCCCGAUUGUUCUUUCAUAUUUCAUCUGCUUCACCGUAAAAUGACCACCACUGGAUCUCCCAAUUUUCCAGUGGUUUCUUCUCUUCAGCUAAAUGAAUUGAGCUUCUGAAACCGAGAGAGAGACAGAGAUAAUGGCGAUGCCUUUGGAAAUGGCGAUGCUUCUGACGAAAACGGUGUGGUUUGCUCUGAGCGGCUGGAUUUUAACAUGUUUGUCUAUCGCCGACGAGAUUGCUGGUUCACUCAGAAACCGAGAAGUUGGUCCUGUACAUGUCGCAUGAUCGAAUAUACAUUCAUCACCUCCUUCCUCCUCCUCGAUUUUCAGCUUCUUUUUUUCCGGUGUGAAUCGUCCCAAAAGAUUGAAGUGUUUGGGGUUUAUAGAGGAGGUAGAUACAUAUAUGUAUAGGUCAUUGAUAUAUAAUACGUCUCAAUUUUGUUUGUGUGUUUCUGCUGAUUUGAGAGAAUAAUAUAUAAUAAUGUGUGUGUCAAUUGAUGCUUCUGUUCUGGUUUCCAAAAUUGAACUACUUUCAAAGUUUGAUCAGUGUUCAGUGAUAUGUGAAUUUGGACUUUAUUCGUCCAUUUGAUGAGUUA
Arabidopsis lyrata subsp. lyrata is the source of this 747-nucleotide messenger RNA. RefSeq lists its product as uncharacterized. NCBI's taxonomy places the organism in Eukaryota, Viridiplantae, Streptophyta, Magnoliopsida, Brassicales, Brassicaceae. The record is from RefSeq and is a predicted model, not a curated record. The transcript has a single exon. Bases 291 to 437 code for a protein of 48 amino acids.